GAGAGAGAGAGAGACUGGGCAAAGGAGAUACUCAUCUGUUCAGGAAGAUAUUUAAAAUAUAUAUCUGCAGACAUUCAUAAUUGUAACCUUUCUCGUUAACACGGCGGCUAGAGGAUUGUACUGUCGCAGAGAUGAAGUGAGCAAAACGACCUUGGGUUUUUAUUUCUAGGUUUGGUAUCAUGCAAUAAGAGGGGCUGCCGUGUGGUUCCUGAUUCAGCUAUCCCAUGCCCACAGUGCCAGAUUGAGGUGCUCUCUCAGGGGCCUCUCUCGCUCCCCCGGUGCCCAGAGCCAUGGAGCACACGCGGGAGAAGGAGAGCGAGCGGACGACGCGCAACACUAAGACCGCUCAGAGCCGGGGCACACACUCCCGCCCAUCUGGCUCUGGCUCGUCUGGUGUGCUGAUGGUUGGCCCAAAUUUCCGUGUGGGAAAGAAGAUCGGAUGUGGAAACUUUGGGGAGCUGAAGCUUGGUAAGAACCUUUACACCAAUGAGUAUGUCGCAAUAAAACUGGAACCUGUGAAGUCAAGGGCGCCCCAGCUGCAUCUCGAGUAUCGCUUUUAUAAAACCCUCGGCAGCACAGUGGAAGGUUUACCACAGGUAUACUACUUUGGCCCUUGUGGAAAAUAUAAUGCAAUGGUUCUGGAGCUGCUAGGUCCCAGUCUGGAGGACUUGUUUGACCUGUGUGACCGAACAUUCUCCUUAAAGACGGUCCUCAUGAUUGCAAUUCAGCUGAUAACUCGAAUGGAAUAUGUUCACUCAAAAAACCUCAUCUACCGGGACGUCAAACCAGAGAACUUUCUGAUUGGGCGUCAGGGCAGUAAAAAGGAGCACAUCAUUCACAUAAUUGACUUUGGUCUUGCAAAAGAAUACAUCGACCCAGAGACAAAAAAACACAUACCUUACAGAGAACACAAGAGCCUGACUGGCACAGCGCGUUACAUGUCCAUCAACACACAUCUGGGAAAAGAGCAAAGUAGGCGGGAUGAUCUGGAAGCACUCGGCCACAUGGUUAUGUACUUUUUGCGGGGUAGUCUGCCAUGGCAGGGGCUGAAGGCAGACACAUUGAAAGAACGUUAUCAGAAAAUCGGUGACACCAAACGAAACACUCCCAUUGAGGUUCUCUGUGAGAACUUUCCAGAGGAGAUGGCUACAUAUUUGCGCUAUGUACGACGGUUAGAUUUCUUUGAGAAGCCUGAUUAUGAGUAUCUAAGGACUCUCUUCACUGAAUUAUUUGAAAGGAAAGGAUAUACAUUCGACUACACGUACGACUGGGUCGGCAGACAGAUUCCGACACCGGUCGGGUCAGUUCAUGUGGAUUCAGGAGCCUCAGCUAUUACUAGAGAAUCUCACGCAAACCGAGAAAGACCUUCACAACAUCAGCCACUGCGGAACCAGGCGGUCAGCUCGGAGCACAGGGGAGCAUGGGACACGCAGCCUCAUCGGCACACCAACCUGUCUUACCUGAGCUCAUAUAUGGCUUCUGAUCGGCAUGGGGGCUCUGCACAGGUGAUCAGCUCAACCAACGGGGAGCUGAAUGCAGACGACCCUCUGGUGCCCCCAUCUAACGCGGCAAUAACAACGCAAGCGGAAGUGGACGUAGUGGAUGAGGCCAAGUGCUGCUGCUUCUUCAAGCGUAAAAGGAAGAAGAGUUCCCCGAGGCACAAAUGAGCCGAAAUAUCCCUCUGCUUAUUUUCACUGCACUGCUGAUGUGAGCCUCUCCAUGGAGACACAUUUACAGCUGGAAAUUUUCAAGGCCAAUACAUACAGUACAUACGGCGGCCGUGCAAGAAUGUUAAGCUUCUUAACAGUCCAGGGGCACCCGGACAGGACUGUCGGCCCUUUGCACUCUCUUAAUUUGCCUCUUCAUCCUGAUAUUCCUUUAUUUAUGUAUUUUAAUGUUUUUACAGAUGUCUGUCCCUAUGAACAGCCAGUCAGUAUAGGACAGUCACCCUACAUUACUUCCUGAAGGGUUGUAUUUUGCUAUGGACCUUUUAACUUUUCUCAAAUGUUCAACCCUUUCAGGGACCUUUCUUGUUCUUGUGCUUGGCCUAUUUUUUUAUAUAUUUGCUUUUAUUUUAUCUAUUUUCCCCCAUGCUUUUGGCCAUUUAUUGCCUGGUGUUAUCUGGACUCAAUAGCACAGCUUCCACUUUGCUGCAGUUUUCUUCAACAGGUUCUGUGCAGUUUCAAUAUAAAUGUCCAUUUACUGUAUGCAUCCUGCCUUACUUGCACCCAUAAACAAACAAGCACUGUGUCGUCACAAAGUAGCUUGUUUAACGCAACGUUCCAAACUCUACCACACAAUAACAGGCACAGUAAAAUGAAUGUGUUACACUGGAGACAAAUAUUAUUGCAUGUAAAAGUGCAAUGCAUACGUCAGUAUGUAUAACACGUUUAAAUUGUUAAAGGGGUUUUUCACAGAUGACCGGUUUACGAAGGAUCGAAGGAAGACCAAAAUCUAAAAAAAAAUAAUAAUAAAUGAUUCAAUAUAUUGAAGUAUUUAUCCUGAAGGUAUUUGUGGCAUGUAAAAUGUUUGAUUAGGUAAGCAAAAGCCAUAUUUCAUUGAACUGUGUAUUUAAUCAUAUUGUAGUUUGCAUGAUCCAAAUCCAUGGCGUCUCUUAACACAUUUACAGCAGGGGUGUAAACGAGAAAGCCCAAAUCAGUACCACUCGUUUUAGCUUCAGCUUGCUGAGUGCAUUGGCUAUGUGCAGUUGUAUAGAAAUGUUCAGCUUUGAAUGUGCAAUAUCCAUUUUCAAAGUCUUACAGGUUAGAAUUCUCUAUCACCACUAAGUUUUUUUUUUUUUUUUUUCUGUUUUUUUUUUUUGUUUUUUUUCUCCUUACUUUCGUCUUAUUUGUGUGUUAUAUUUUCUAAUGGAAGAUAAACAAGACUGUUUCCCCACAGAUGAGGCCAAUAGAUUGAUCUUUACAGUAAAUUUCUGUAUAUUGAUGGUUUCUGUAACAUCUGCUAGUGCAGUAAGGAGGAAAGUAUCGCUCUUUUACAUUGUCUGUUCUUUUCUCUCAUGUCCCUUACUGAUGAUGCUGUGUAAUGCCUUAAGUAAAGAGGUGUAGUCACACUAGUCAGAUUAUUGCAAUUUUUAUACCUAGGUACACAUGUAAGAUUGUUAACUUUAAUUCUUAAAUGAAAGCUGAGAUGGACUGCAAGCCUGUCCUACCUUGACAUGUGAUUUACCUGAAACUAAUUAUACUCAGUCGUGAUUGGAUGUAAAGAGUGUUUGGCUUAAUGCCCAAGAUGCCUGGUGCUGCAUCUUGAGUAAACAGUGUUUCCACUUUGACAUACUCACGUGUUAAAGAGAAAGCUAAAUUAACGUUUCUUUUUAAAUGGAUCAUGUUCUGAGUUAGUACGUCAAUUUGGGUUAUACUUCUGCUUGGCUUCUGUUUGAGUGAAUGUUGUAAUCUUUAUCUGUAAUCUAACAAGCAGCUGCCUGUUUAUAGCAUUAAUUCUACUGCAGAACUUUUGUACUGUAACUGGUUCUUAUGUUUGUUGUUUUUUUGUUUUUCAAUAUGGAUAAAUAAUUGCAGCCUAAAUGACGCCCAUUUCUCAGAUUUUGCCUUGAAACAAAAAAAAUUAACAUUUAUUUUGUAUUUAAUGAACCAUGCCUCAAAUGGGAAAUUUUAUGCGUGUGUUUCUGUGCAUUUACAGUGCAUAUGAGUGUAUGUGGUAACUUUAUUUUGUAAUUUUAUUGAUUGUGAAUAUAUUUGUGAAUAUUUUUAUUUCAUUUAUUCUGAGAACACUAAGGUCUGCACGGCACCUCCUGGUGGGGUGAAUAACUUGAUCUGUGCUUUUCUCCUAAAUUAGCCAUCAUGUUCGCUUAUUUGGUCUUGUAUAGUUGCUCCUGAAACUGAUUGUACACUGUUGUGUUCAGAAUUUGUUUUAGAUCAUAUUAUUAUAAAUAGAAGCUUUUAUCUUUACAUUUGACCUUGAUUUCUGUGUUUUUGUGGAGUGAAAGGCAAAGUUACAGUCAUACUACUGUAAUCCUGUGUGCCAGAAGUUGGUAUCCGCUUUGAUUAACUCAAACACUGGUUCACUCGGGCAUUGGGGAAAACUUAAAUUGUGGGAGACUUGUAGUCUUUUCUUUCUCCGGCUCUGGUUCAAGCAUCAUCUACUUCUAUCAUGAUUUGUGUCUCGUCAACAAUUCCACGCUCGUUUCCUUUUCCUGUGUAAUUCCUGAGCGCAUUGAGAGAUUGUGCUCACAUACCCACAUGCCCUGCAGAAACAAGGGCAUGUUUAGAGAAUUAAUUCCUUUUCUCAAAGCUACAAUCGUAAAACAUGCGAUCCGAUUCCCUGUUUACACAUUAUGCCUUAUUUUAAAGGUGCUGUUUAUGGAACAAGUAUAAAAGAAUAAAAUAAUUUUAUAAUUAGAUCAUGUUAAAAUUGAUUAUUUCAGAUUAAGCUUGAGAGAGGCACAUUCCCUUGUUUAAUCUCCCAACCACAGAUAUGAUGGGACUAAAACCACUAAUUAAAUCACAUUGAGAUCAGUCAGGAUCGGUUGUAAAUUAUGUAAAAUAUUUAAUUGUUUGAUGGUCUGUUACAGAGAUUGAUUUUAUUUUCUGCCUGGUUUUAGCUGCAUAAGGCAAGCCUACACAAAUACAUGAAAGCUAAGGAAAGUUAAAGAAAGGUGAUUUUCACAAUUUUCUUUCCCUCAUUAUUGUAUCCUUAUCUUGGACUUAAUGCUGUUGAUGAGGAUUGCUAACUGGAAGCUUUGUUCAUGUAAAGUGGUCUCGGGGCUUAAUGUGCAUCUGGAUAAAGUGGGACUCCAAAAUGUAUUAUUAAUAUUGUGUGUUAAAAUGUUGAAUGUCGUUUCCAAAUUUUAUCUUUGUUUUAACUGUGCUAAAGGGCUCCAGUUGUGAAGAAUCAAUUAGUUUUUGACGUUUGGGGAAGUUUUGUGUUUAGACAGACAGGCAGCCUCUCUGUGUAAUGGCCAUUGUUCAGAGGCAUUGAUAAACACUUUUUAUUCCUUCAACCCGAAAGGGUAGCUCACGUUUGGACCCUUUUUUAAUGUUAAAUAAAAAAAAGAUCCCUCUCUUACCCUUCAA
Messenger RNA from Clarias gariepinus (North African catfish), 5051 nucleotides. Its product is annotated as casein kinase I-like. The coding region runs from base 291 to 1667 and encodes 458 amino acids. The transcript has 13 exons. The record is from RefSeq and is a predicted model, not a curated record. Gene Ontology annotation, biological process: positive regulation of canonical Wnt signaling pathway; endocytosis; peptidyl-serine phosphorylation. NCBI's taxonomy places the organism in Eukaryota, Metazoa, Chordata, Actinopteri, Siluriformes, Clariidae. Gene Ontology annotation, cellular component: plasma membrane; cytoplasm; nucleus. Gene Ontology annotation, molecular function: ATP binding; protein serine/threonine kinase activity.